GCGCGCCCGCGGUGGCCGGCGCUGCGUCCGGCGUCCUCUCGGGCCGGGUGGCCGGCUGCCCCGCCCGCGUCCCGCGUCCGCCGCCCCGUCCCGCGUCGCCGCCCGCGUCCCCGCGCCCCGCCGCCGUUGGGCCGCGCCGCGCCGCCAUGUCGGGCCCCGGGCCGCGGGAGCCGCCGCCUGAGGCGGGCGCGGCGGGCGGCGACGCGGGCCCCGAGGGCGCGGGCGGCGGGGACGCGGCGCUCGGCGAGCCGGGGCUGAGCUUCACGACCACCGACCUGAGCCUGGUGGAGAUGACGGAGAUCGAGUACACGCAGCUGCAGCACAUCCUCUACUCGCACAUGGAGGCGGCCGACGGCGAGCUCGAGGCGCGCCUCAGCUCGGCGCUGCUGGCGGGCCCGGGCGCGGGCGCGGGCGCGGGCGUGGGCGCCGCGCCGCCCGUCUACCCGGUGCUGUGCCCGCCCGCGCUGGCGGCCGACGCGCCCUGCCUGGGCCACAUCGACUUCCAGGAGCUGCGCAUGAUGCUGCUGAGCGAGGCGGGCGCGCCGGGCGCGGGCGCGGCCGAGAAGACCCCGGGCGGCGCGGACGCGGCCGGGGCGCGGGCCCGGCCCGACGGCGCCAAGGAGGGCGCCGCGGCCGCGGGCCCCGACGGCGCCCCCGAGGCCCGGGCCAAGUCGGCCGUGCGCGUCCGCCUGGAGGACCGCUUCAACAGCAUGCCCGCCGAGCCGCCGCCCGCGCCGCGCGGCCCCGAGCCCCCGGAGCCGCCGGGCGUGGCGCUCAACAAUUUGGUGACUCUGAUCCGACACCCGUCCGAGCUGAUGAACGUGCCCCUGCAGCAGCAGAGCAAGUGCACGGCGCUGGUGAAGAACAAGAGCGCGGCCGCCACGGCGCUGCAGUUCAGCUACCCGCUCUUCACCACCGGCGCCUGCUCGGCGGGCGGGCCCUCGGGCCUGGCGCCCACGCAGAGUUCGGGCGGCGCCUGCUCCAUGCUGGAGGCCGCCAAGCACCAGGACGUGGGCCUGCCCCGCGCCUUCUCGUUCUGCUACCAGCAGGAGAUCGAGUCCACCAAGCAGACGCUGGGGAGCAGAAACAAAGCGCUGCCCGAGCAGGUCUGGAUCAAAGUGGGAGAAGAAGCGCUAUGUAAACAGGCCAUCAACAAGCGGAAUCGGAGUCGGAUCCGGCAGCUGGACGCGAGCACGGAGCGCAGAGCCCUCGGGGAGAUCCAGAACGUGGGCGAGGGCCCCGCGGCCGCGCAGGCCUGGCAGUCCUCGGAGUCCUCGCAGUGCCCCCUGGGGGAGCAGGCCCAGAGCGGGCCCCAGGGCGGGAGGUCCCAGCGCCGGGAGAGGCACAACCGGAUGGAACGAGACAGAAGGCGCAGAAUCCGCAUUUGUUGCGACGAGUUGAAUCUCUUGGUUCCGUUCUGCAACGCGGAGACGGACAAGGCGACGACGCUGCAGUGGACCACGGCGUUCCUGAAGUACAUUCAGGAGCGGCACGGAGACGCCCUCAAGAAGGAAUUUGAGAGUGUGUUUUGCGGUAAGACCGGCAGAAGGCUGAAGCUGACCAGGCCGGACUCACUGAUCACCUGUCCCGCACAGGGCAGCCUGCAGGGCAGCCCCUCGAUGGAGAUCAAGUGACGGACUGAACAGGAGUCCUCAGGCAGCGAGCGGCCGUCCCUCCGCGAUCCAGAGGGUUCCCUGGUCCUGGAGCUGACCGUCUGGCUCGAGGGGGACCCGACUCAGGUUGAUGGGCUCCAGCAGGGCCCCUGAGAGCACACUCUGUAGAACAGGCUCUCCUGGCACGCAACACGGCCCACGCACGGCCCACAGGCUCCCCGGGCUCCAACAUGGCCCACGCACGGCCCACAGGCUCCCCGGGCUCCAACAUGGCCCACACAUGUUAUGACAGCACACUCUGCCGUCUCCACACACACCAGCCCACACACGGGGCCGCUGUCUCCCCUGGCACACAACACCGGCCCACUCGUGGCCCGUGAGAGCGCGCUCUGCCUGUCUCACACAACACCGGGCCCCGUGGAAGCACACUCUGCCACAGUCCGCACGCAACACCAGCCCACUCGUGGCUGUGAGACCAUUCGGGGUGAUGACAUCUUGACAAUUAGUAAUUUUCAGUGAUCUGAUUGCAUCAUGUUUCCUCAACAUGAUACCUGGAAGGGUUACAUCCUGUGUAAUUUCUUUCGUCCUAGAAGGUGCCUUGCUUUUUACUUAUUUCAUUUACAUUUUAAACCUGCCCCUCCAGCAGCUGGAACAAGUUACAUUGUUCUUAGGUAGUAGUAGUUCGGAAAUUUUAUUUGCUUUGUUGUCGCUCCCCUUGGUGACGGCGCCGUGCUGCAAGGGGCGGUCCUAAAUAAACUCCCCAGAGACCCCUGCAAAGCCACUCCGUCCGUAAGAGCGAUAUUGUCAGUAGAACGCUCAGUGUGCGCAUUCCACACUGAGAGUCAUUAUUUUAUGUGCAAUAAACUGCAGUGUUUGGACCCGA
This is a messenger RNA of Oryctolagus cuniculus (rabbit), 2496 nucleotides long. RefSeq names its product transcription factor like 5 (gene TCFL5). Lineage: Eukaryota; Metazoa; Chordata; Mammalia; Lagomorpha; Leporidae. The record is from RefSeq and is a predicted model, not a curated record. Gene Ontology annotation, cellular component: nucleus. Gene Ontology annotation, biological process: regulation of DNA-templated transcription; spermatogenesis. Gene Ontology annotation, molecular function: RNA polymerase II cis-regulatory region sequence-specific DNA binding; protein dimerization activity; DNA-binding transcription factor activity, RNA polymerase II-specific.